GUUCAUUCAGUUAGUUAGCAGACGAGUGCUGUAUGCCGCGCGGAAUUGUAGAUAAAUUGAGAGAGAUUUUUUCUUUAUUUAUUUGUUUAUUGAGUUUAUUUAUUUUUUGUUUUAAUGAAAAUUAUAUAAAAAUGUUUUAAAUUUAAAUUCAAUUUAACGGAAAUGUAUGCGAAACGAAAUCGAAUCUAUAUAUAGUCGUAAUGAUAUUUCAAAAUUUAUUUGAUGAAAAUUUAAUUAAGCAUAUUCUAGUACUUAUAACGCGAUCUAUAAGUUGUGCGUGUGUGUGUGAGUUUGUGAAAACUGAAUGUUUCAUUUUCCGUCAACAACGCGACUCAAAUCGUCAUCAUAAAAUGCGGGAAAAUCGUGAAUUUACUUAUUUUGUGUUAUGUAUUUUGUUAGGCAGUUGGUGUCAAACUAUUGCCACGUAUCCCCAAAGUGUUACCGAAAACAACAACAAAAACAAUAAUAACAAAAUUGCAACUUUAAAAUUUAACGAUAAAAGUAACGCUACAGUAUAUGACUAUAGAAGGAACGUAGGCGUUGCCGAAAUUAUAACCAAAGCGGAAAAUGUGCAUUUUAGCCAAACAACUGAAAAUGAAAAUUUCACUCGAAUUUUAGAAAAUGCAUUGAAUACACAACGACAACAACAACAACGUCAGUAUCAAAGUAAAACACUUGCUUCAUUACCAGCAACUAAUGCUAAUGCGCAUAGCAUCGAUAAUAAUAGUAAUAAUAACAACAACAAUAACAACAACAGUAAUAAUAAUAAUAAUGAUGUCAGUAAUAAUGAUGCAAGCAUAAACGAUUUUCAUGGGCAUUCUGACUUUAUGCAAAACAAUGGCGAUGAUUUGAUUUUUGCCAUCUAUUCGUCCACUUUUAAGUUAGACCAACGACAAUCGAAUAGAAAAUCUUCUAAAGUUUUUCAACAAAUUGAUUUGUUAACAUCAACGUCACCAACUCUACGACCAUCACCAUCACCAUCACCAUCAUCGUCAUCAUCGUCAUCAUCGUCAUUAGCAUCAACAUUAGCAACAUCCGUUUUAGAGAGGGAUUCAUUAACAACUGCAUCCGUUACAUUGCCAAGCAAUAGUACUAAAGUUGAUGAUAAUGUCGCAAUUGAUGUUGUUGAUGGUCGACCGCAUAAAAUUGAAUUAUCUACUAAAGCAUUUGAUAUGACGAUGACGAUGACGAUGACGACGACAAUGAACUCUAAUGACAAUGCAAACGCCCCAAUUAUUACACCCCUUGAUUUAAGUGACUUUUUGGCUUUAAUACCCGCUCAGCGGGUACAAAACAUUAUACGCUAUUACUAUCACAAUGAUCCGGAAGUGAAGCGUGCCUACAGUUUUAUGUCUAGCUCAGAGUUUGCCCGACUCAAAGAGCAUAUUAUUGCUGUGCCGGAAAUGUCAGCAUUUUUACGCUAUUUAAAUAAUAGCGGUUUGGAUCUAGUCAAAUUCGUUAAUGCCAUCGCAAAUCUCACCAACAAGAUAGAUGAUGCAUCACCACCAUCCUAUCGGAAUCACAAUAAUGAACUAAUAACUAAUCACGAUGUCGUUACUGAUGUUGUUGAAUUUGAACAAAAAUUGAGCUCUUUAAUGACAUUGAAAGUUAAUGAAACAAACGGUACAAUAACCGCGACCGAAACUUCCUUAAUAUUUGCGGACUCAAGUACAACGGGAGAUGCAUUAACAACAACAACCAUUGAAGAGCAUUUUAACGGAUUACAUGGCUUAUUCGAUAGCAUUUUGGAAGCAUUGCCGCAAGAUCAAAUUUUAGCAACGUUCUUCGAUAAACUCGAAACAAAUGAAGAAUUUUCAAAACUAUUCGAUGACAUUGGCAGCCCUGCGUUUGCAAAAAUAUUAGAAAAUAUGCAAGACUCGUUGCCAUUGCGCCACUUGAUUUUCACACUACAUAAUAAUGACAUUUAUGUUAUGAAAAUGGUGGAUUCAUUGAAGUCGUAUUUCUUUUUGGGAACUUUCUGAAGAGAAGUUUCGCAUACACAAGCAAACGCCAUUAAAAGUCGAAUUCCGGCUAUAAAGUCAAAGAGCCACAAUAAGUGCUGGCAAAUGGAAAAACUAACAAAGGCAACUGUAACUGUUGCUGUAAAAAAGGUUCAAUGUUUAACAAAAGCAAUUUCUAUUC
This is a messenger RNA of Glossina fuscipes, 2142 nucleotides long. Its product is annotated as myb-like protein A. NCBI's taxonomy places the organism in Eukaryota, Metazoa, Arthropoda, Insecta, Diptera, Glossinidae. Bases 201 to 1982 code for a protein of 593 amino acids. The transcript has 3 exons. The record is from RefSeq and is a predicted model, not a curated record.